UGUCCAUCACAAAUCCCACUGGACCAGACCGCCUCGGUGGGAAGCCAGCGACUAACCGCUUAAGCUGUGGCACGGCCUUAGAGAUAAUAUUGUCUGGUAUGUUGCUUCACUGUAGUUUAUGGUCCUGGUCUCUGUAGUGCUGGUGAAGCUUCUUGAAGUCUGCAUAUCUCCAGAGUAGCCUGUUCCGGUAAAUCUCCACUGUGUUAGCGUGGUUGCUGUUGCGGUUGAGUGUUGCACGAAGUUCAUUGCUACAGGUGUCCAACUCGCGAGUUCUCUCGCCCAUUGUGUUUUUAUUAUUGGUUAUGAAUUGAUAAUGAUGGCUGUUGGAUGGCCUUGAAUGACAUAACGUUCAUGCCGAGUUUCGUGAAAAUUAGUUCUGACAAGAAUAUGGAUCUAGAUGUAACAUUUUCAAGUGCGGAAAGUGAUCUUAUUAUGCUGCUGGACAAGAACUGUGAGGAAGUCGAACAGCUGGCUUUGGAAACAGUGGCUAGAAUGGAUAUGCCAAUUUUAAACUCUCUCCGGGAGCUAACGAAAGGAGACUGUUGGCAGAUUUUGGAAAAACAUCAGGAUAUUUUCAGCAUAGUAGAGCAGGCAUUGGUGUUAAGUGGUCUGACAGAUUACAUAACUUGUGCAGCCCAGAAUGAACUGUUUCAUACAUUCCGUAAAAAAGCUGAUCGUCGUGGUCUCCAAGCAAUUUUCAUACACCUUAGCAGGAAGUGGGUGAGAUUCUUUGACAAACUGGGACCAUAUGAUCUGACAUGUUCCCAGCUGAAGAGUGUACUAUUUUUAUUAAGGCAGUCCUUACAGAGACUUCCUGAAACAUAUCAGAGGUCCUUCUUCUCAUGUGCUUUAGCAAUGGGGGAAUCCUCCCUUAAAAAAGCAGAGGAGCCACCACAGUAUUACCCAGUGACAUUUAUUGGUGUAAAGGCAACACAGUGUGCAAAGCAAGUGACAUCAGUGCAUAAAGCUGACACUGAGAUACAAAACUAUUGUAAUGAUACAGUUGUGUGUCAGAAAACAGCGGCGGCCACAAAUAGAACCAGUGAAGAGAAGAACUGUUGUGUGAAACCCAAAGAUCUGAGACCUGCAGCCAGUAAAGCUACUACAUCUGCACCAAGGCGUAAGCUCAGUUCUAUUCAACAGUCAGUAACAGCUGCCAGGCUGAUAGAAUCAACAAAAGGACCUGUAAAGUCAGCACACCAAAAGACACAGAUUAAGUACAAGUCUGAUAUAACAAAAUACAUGGUUAAAGCUCAGAAGGACAAACUUAAUGACACAGAGAUGGCUGAAUGUUCUGAAAGUUUAAAUGACCCAUUGAAUGAAGGUAAAGAAAACCAGAAAAUGUUGGCUGUAUCUUCACCAGCAGGUAGUAACUUGGACAGCAUACUGAAGGAGCAGGUUACACAUGCCACUCCUACAGGAAAAUCUUACGUGGUUAUUGAUGUGGAUUCUCCCACAAAGAAAAUGCGAGUAGAAGAAAGGAAAGCGACAAAUGCAUUUGAACUCAUGAUGGAACAGUCAAGAUCCUGCAAUAGACAAGGCGUGAAACGGAGAUCUUUGUUUCAACAUGUAAACAAGGCUGUGUAAAAACUGAUCCUGUGGCAUCAUUAACAGGAUCUUUCUCUUCAGUUUUGUGGUACUGUCAUGCUGAGAUAUGGUCUCAGGGUUGAAACACUGCACCAGCAGAUAUGCCUAAAUAUUUUGAAGCCUCAUUAUAAUGCAGAUGCAUUUCUAAAUAAAAUAUAAUUUAUUAAA
Molecule: messenger RNA, 1755 nt
Organism: Cryptotermes secundus
Lineage: Eukaryota; Metazoa; Arthropoda; Insecta; Blattodea; Kalotermitidae
Exons: 6
Coding region: 328-1587 (419 amino acids)
Source: RefSeq, a predicted model, not a curated record